Messenger RNA from Knipowitschia caucasica, 753 nucleotides. Lineage: Eukaryota; Metazoa; Chordata; Actinopteri; Gobiiformes; Gobiidae. The record is from the annotation of a GenBank genome assembly.
AUGGCGACAGUGACGUGCACUCUGGGUACAGUAGUCCUGAUCACAUUAUUGCUGUGGACAAACGCGCGGGUUUUGAGAAACUCUGUUCAUGAACUGAAACAGAAGCUGGAGUUUGUCAGCAGAGAUGGAGACACAACUCAUGUAUUGACCAGACACAAACACAACGGUGCGUUCAGGAAAUCUGGUGGACAAUGGCCCCGGUCCAGAGACGGCAACGUGUAUGUGCCCUGUGUGAUCGAUGACGGCUACUCGAGUGUUGCGAAGGCUGCGUUCAUGAUGGGUUUUGUCUUGUUCCACUUAUCGACCUGCAUCAGAUUUGUCUCCAGAACCAACGAGACAGACUUUCUGCACAUACAGCCCUCCAAUGGGUGCCGAUCCGUGGUGGGUCGUCAGGGAGGACCUCAGCUUCUGGGUCUGAAAUUCCCAGAGUGUUUUGAACUGGGAACGAUUCACCACGAGCUGCUUCACGCCCUGGGCUUCCACCACGAACACAACCGAUGGGAUCGUGACCAGUACGUUCGAGUCCUGUGGAGGAACAUCCACCAGCGUGACAAACGUGAAUUCAAGAGGAGGCUCAGUCUGAACGAGAGGACUCCAUACGACUACAGCUCUAUCAUGCACUACAGCAGGCUGGUCGGCUCUAAGAACGGUCUGCCCACAAUGACAGCGGUGCAGGAUGGGGUGGAGUUCGGGACCUCGAGCUCCAUGAGUCCAACGGACGUGGAGAGAGUGAACAAGGUCUACUGCAGCUGA